Molecule: messenger RNA, 4355 nt
Organism: Carcharodon carcharias (great white shark)
Lineage: Eukaryota; Metazoa; Chordata; Chondrichthyes; Lamniformes; Lamnidae
Gene: hps1
Product: HPS1 biogenesis of lysosomal organelles complex 3 subunit 1
Exons: 17
Coding region: 819-2837 (672 amino acids)
Biological process (GO): vesicle-mediated transport; melanosome assembly
Cellular component (GO): BLOC-3 complex
Molecular function (GO): guanyl-nucleotide exchange factor activity
Source: RefSeq, a predicted model, not a curated record
AGGGUCAGGAGCAGCUGGUCGGCCGGCUCAAGCGGAGUUCGUUUAUUUUUCAAAUCGGAUCUGAGAGACGGACGCGGGGCGCCGGGAGGUCGGGGAUUAGGGCCUUGAGACCAGGUUGUGAUUCGGGUCCUGAGUUCCAGUGGGGUAUUGGGGCCCUCAGGUCCAGUGGGGUAAUUGGGGACCUGAGUUCCAGUGGGGUAAUUGGGGUCCUGAGUUCCAGUGGGGUAAUUGGGGACCUGAGUUCCAGUGGGGUAAUUGGGGUCCUGAGUUCCAGUGGGGUAAUUGGGGACCUGAGUUCCAGUGGGGUAAUUGGGGUCCUGAGUUCCAGUGGGGUAAUUGGGGUCCUGAGCUCUGCGGGUAAUUGGGGUCCUGAGUUCCAGUGGGGUAAUUGGGGACCUGAGUUCCAGUGGGGUAAUUGGGGUCCUGAGUUCCAGUGGGGUAAUUGGGGUCCUGAGCUCUGCGGGUAAUUGGGGUCCUGAGUUCCAGUGGGGUAAUUGGGGUCCUGAGCUCUGCGGGUAAUUGGGGUCCUGAGCUCUGCGGGUAAUUGGGGCCCUGAGUUCCAGUGGGGUAAUUGGGGUCCUGAUCUCAGGGGGUAAUUGGGGUCCUGAUCUCAGGGGGUAAUUGGGGUCCUGAGUUCCAGUGGGGUAAUUGGGGUCCUGAGUUCCAGUGGGGUAAUUGGGGUCCUGAGUUCCAGCGGGGUAAUUGGGGUCCUUUGUGCUGGAGGUAAUUAUACUUUGCUGCUGUAGUGGGUAAUGGCAGGUUUUGGGCCAGGGGUUGCCCUGUAUGGAUUUUAUUGACGGGUACUGGGAGCUGCGGAGAUGAAGUGCCUCCUGAUUGCCAGUGAGAGUGCCCAGGUCCUCUUUUACUGGACCGACCAGGAAUUUGAGGCAAACCUGAGGCAGCGAUUCGAGAAUUUGGUGGAGCAACACAGAGAGAGAUCCCCAGCCUUUGAGGACAGCAUAAACACUUUAUUUGCACCAUUUCUCAUUUCCUGCAUAACUCUGAAUGAGAAGAUCUCGGACACGUACACCUCUGUUGUCAGUGAAAAUAACUACCUCUUCAUAGUGCAUCAGUUUGGGGAGUGCACAUAUGUCGCAGUGAAUGGAGACGGUUCAGAGAACGAAGAUGAUCUGAGACGGAAAAUUUUUGUGCUGAAGAAGAUUAUUGAUGUAUGUUUUGGCCUGGUAACGCUGGAUACCAACAUCCUAAAGAAAAAAUUGCGGCCUCAAGAUACAGAACAACGGUGCAAAGUUUGGAAGAUGUUACAAAACAUGCUAAUCACGUACAGCCACCUGAGGGAGGAAGACCAGAGUUUCCUUGUGGAGGCUGUGGAACGCCUGAUCCAUCCCCAGUUGUGCGAGCAGUGCAUUGAGUUUCUGGACCGACAGGUGGUACAGCAGGUAAACAGCAGCAUGGAGCGGGCUAACGAAGAAGUGGUACACACCUUCAUUCUAGUACACACCAAGCUCCUGGCGUUUUUUUCAAGUCGUAACGCCAGCUCCCUGAGACCUUCAGACUUGCUGUCACUCAUUCUGAUUGCUCAAGAUAUGUACCCAAGUGACAGCAACUUGGAAGCACUAAUUGUCAAGGAUUUGGAGAAUACCCCAGUAACUGAAGAAGUUUAUGCCCCUGAGCUGUCAUCUGGUGCACAAGGAGGAGGAGAGUCAGUGGAGAGCAGUUUGUACAGGUCCCAAUUCACCGGCUCAGUGGUGCAGGUUGCAGAAGACAGCCUGCAGGCAUUUGAAUCGUUUCCUUCAGGGAGUUCUGUCCCCAAAAGAGUUUUCCUCGAUGCCAACUUAAAGGAUAAUUACUGCCCCAUGAUGCCUCACAACAUGUACUGCAUGUCACUCUGGCCUGGGAUCUCACUGGUUCUGCUUACAAAGGUUCCCUCCAGUCACAUUGCGGUGUCUUUGUAUCAGCUGUUGGAUGCAUUCACAGUUCUAGAGGCCAAACUAAGUGAUGGACAGGAGCUUGGGCACACUUCUCGCAUUUACCCUAACAUGCCUGAUCUACGGCAGAGGAUGGAUAAAUUCAUAAAAGCUGUCGGAGUCCUGAAGCGACAGGUAAAGUUGCAGUCUGCCUGGGUGGACUUCAAGAACAAAGCAUUUUCCAAACCUGACAUUGGAAAAUCUCAAGAACUCUUACAGGCCUGUCGGAAUGUGAAGAGCCAGCUGUGCUUAGUGUAUCAGCAGUAUUUUCUGAUGAAACCUGCAGGGGAUUCUCAGCACUUAUCAGUGAACCUACAGACCAAGACACUAAAAAUUGUUCAGGAGAAGCUGAUGGACUGGAAGGAUUUUCUCUUGGUAAAGAGCAAGAGGAACACCACCAUGAUCUCCUAUCUGCGAGAUUUCCCUGGACUCAUUCAUUUCAUCUAUGUGGAUAGGACAGUUGGUCAAAUGAUUGCACCUUCUUUAAACGUAUCAGAAAAAUCCACAGAGCUGGGGAAAGGACCAUUGGCUUCAUUUAUCAAAAGCAAGGUGUGGUCUCUGGUUGGUAUGGGACGCCGUUAUUUGCAGAAGGGCUACACCACACUCACAUUCCGUGAUGGAGACUACUACUGCUGCUAUUUCCUUUGGUUUGAGAAUGAAAGUGGAUACAAGUUACCAGUUAUAGAGCUGCCAGUACUAUCUGAUGACUCUGCUCCUAUUGGGAUGUUGACUGGAGAUUAUUACAGGAAGCUGCUGCGAUAUUAUGCCAAGAACCACAGCUUGGAGGUGAUAAAGUGCUUUGAGCUGCUAACUAUCCACCUGGGUGUCGUUCCUACAGAGUUUGUCAUUCAGCAAUGCAGUGAUCUGGUUCGCAAGUUGUGGGAACCCUCACGUAUCCCUCUCCUCUAAAAUGACAGGAGAAGGAUCACUGGAUGUUUGGAAGAGAUGCUCUUUGUUUGGGAGGUCAGAUAUUAAUGGAGAGGGCAAGUCCUUGGAAAAACGGCUACUCAUGUGACAUAAGGCUUCAUAGUUCAAUUUUUAUACCAAACUGGGGGCGAGUCAGGGACUGUGACAAGAAUCCAAAUCUACGUGACCCUGUAGCCCUGGGUGAGUAAACUUCAAGCUUUGGAAUCUCAGUUGGCUCCUCUGUAUUAUGACAUCCUCAUUGCUGCAAGCUCCACCUGCCAACAGUGUUUCAAAUCUUUACCCUGCGGCUAGUGCUUCUUUAGAAGCAUGGUAUUAGUGAGAAGGGGGAGGGAUUGAAUUUAAUGCUACGAGAAUCUCAGUUUCAUGGUAGCCUGAAUGGCUACCAAUACAUAUUUCCAGUACUAUUUGGUCUUACGUUCAGGUGCCCAACACAUUGUUGCCAUUCUAAUUAACCAUAUGCCCUACAAGGUGGGGAUGCCAUCUUGCUUCACACUAAAACAUCCAAUCAGCAGGAUCCUUUUUUUGAUUCUGCUUGAGUAGCUCACCUUAAUGGAGCAGCAGUAGUGAUGUUGAAUUGGGCCCUGGGCUUGGAAAAGUGGAAUUGGCCAAGCUUAUGUCACCUGAUUGCUAUCACAUGACACUUGGGAAGCAUGUGUAUGUUUUGGGGGAACAGGAUUUUGAUUGUGUGUAAAUGCCUCCUGCCUUCAUGGUCCAAAAGCCACCUUGAUUUAUGAAUAUUGGCCAUUUGGACCAGGCACCCUUUGAACUGUAUCCUAGCAAGAUGCUGUGCUGUCAGGAAGGGUAGGGGGUUGGAGGUGGUACAAGGAGAGGAUGGUGAAGAUUAGGGUGGCACCUCUAACUACAGAUUAACUACAAUAUGGAACUUGCUACCAUGUUGGGUAAUUGAAGUGAAUGGCAUAGAUACUUUUGAGGGGAAAGAACUUGAGGGUAAAGUAAUAGAAGGAUAGGCUGAUAGGGUUUGAUGAAGUAGUGUAGGAGGAGGCUCGUGUGAAGCAUACACACCAGCAUGGACCAAUUGGACCAAAAGGCCUCUUUCAGUGCCGUUAAUUCUGCAUACUAACUUGUCACCAAGUAGAGAUUCCUCUGUGUGAUGCUUUCAACUAACAUGUUAAUCCUUUGAAAAUAAAUUUUUACCUGAAAGCAUUAGCCAAUCUAUAAAAUAAAAUGAGAAAUUUCUAAAACAAAAAACUAAAAAUGCUGGAAGCAUUCAGCAGGUCAGGUAACAAAUGUGGAGACCUGAUGAUUUAACGUUUUGUUUGUGAAGUUUGAUUAAAACUGAAGUUUCUGCUCAGAUAUUACUUCUAUGUCUGGUAAAUAAUACACUAAAUUGUAUUUUCUUCCUUGCAAAUCAGGCUUGAAAGUGGCCCAACAGAACUGCCUUUUGUGCAUAAAGUAAAGGCAAAAUACUGCAGAUGCUGGAAAUCUGAAAACAAAAUAUGUUGAAAAACUCAGCAGGUCUGACAGCAUCUGUAGAGAGAG